AUGGCUAUCCAGCAUCAAGUAGCGUUAUUAGCAACACAACUCACUUGCGCUCGUGCCUUCGUCUACAAUGUAGCCCGCCGGAAAGAAGCUAAUCAAGAUAUUCAAAAAGAAUCAUCAAUGGCCAAGUUCUUGUGUGCAAACUUAGCCACCGAAGUCACCUCAAAGUCAAUGGAAUGGUUGGGCGGAGUUGGAUAUACCAAGGACUUUCCGGUGGAAAAGUAUUAUCGAGAUGCCAAAAUCGGUACAAUUAUUCCCUCCUCGUUCUCCAAUAAUGUACCCCUGCUAUGA
This is a messenger RNA of Protopolystoma xenopodis, 288 nucleotides long. NCBI's taxonomy places the organism in Eukaryota, Metazoa, Platyhelminthes, Monogenea, Polystomatidea, Polystomatidae. The record is from the annotation of a GenBank genome assembly.